Molecule: messenger RNA, 2137 nt
Organism: Erythranthe guttata (spotted monkey flower)
Lineage: Eukaryota; Viridiplantae; Streptophyta; Magnoliopsida; Lamiales; Phrymaceae
Source: RefSeq, a predicted model, not a curated record
CAAACGGUUGAAAUUUAUCAACAAAAUAGUUUGAUUCCACUUCCUGAGGAUUUAAUUUUUUAUUUUUGGUUUUUUCUGUUCUGAAAUACAUUUUCCUUGCCCUGAUUUUUUGCCGGUUAUGUGUUGUUUGGGAAGCGAUUCUCUCGUUGGGCUUUGAUUUUCAGUAAUUCUUCUGAAUUCUGAGAAAUUGAAGUUGGUUUCGGAGGAUAAGCGCCGAAUGAAUCCAUUUUGACUAACAGGAGGCUAAGCAAUUUUUUUAUUUUUAUUUUUUGCUUGAGCCGGUGAGCCCUGAUUUUGUGAAGGUGGAGAGGCGAAAUUGUGGGCAGGGAGGGGGGGGGAAAUAAAUGGACGUGGCAUCGCAAUUGAAGCGUGGAAUAUCACGCCAGUUCUCGACGGGUUCGUUGAGGAAGAGCGGGAGAUUCAGUUUCCGGCGCCAGAAUUCAAUGGACCCGAGGCGGAACAAUUUUCGGUUCAGCUUCGGCCGGCAGUCCUCGUUGGACCCCAUCAGGCGGACACCGGUGGUGGACGAGGGCUCCGACGAAGUGCUGACUGUGCCGGACAAUCUCGAUUCCACAAUGCAGCUGCUGUUCAUGGCUUGCCAGGGUGAUGUGGGAGGGGUGGAGGACUUGCUUGAUGAAGGGAUUGAUGUGAACAGCAUUGAUUUGGAUGGGAGGACUGCCUUGCACAUUGCAGCAUGUGAGGGGCACGUGGAGGUUGCCAAGCUUUUGUUGAGCAAGAAAGCCAAUAUUGAUGCUCGUGAUCGAUGGGGCAGCACGGCAGCUGCUGAUGCCAAAUAUUAUGGAAAUAUUGAUGUUUAUAAUAUUUUGAAGGCUCGUGGGGCAAAAGUUCCGAAAACCAGAAAGACGCCAAUGACAGUUGCAAAUCCUCGUGAAGUUCCAGAGUACGAGCUCAAUCCAUUGGAUAUUCACAUACGGCGAAGUGAUGGCAUCUCUAAGGGAUCUUACCAAGUUGCUAAAUGGAAUGGAACAAAAGUUUCUGUAAAGAUACUUGACAAGGACGGCCAUGCAGACUCCGAAUCUAUAAAUGUAUUCAGGCAUGAGUUGACUGUGUUAGAAAAGGUUCGGCACCCUAACGUCGUUCAAUUCAUUGGUGCUGUCACCCAAAAUAUUCCUAUGAUGAUUGUUUUGGAGUAUCAUUCAAAAGGCGACCUUGCUAGUUAUCUUCAGAAAAAAGGGCGCCUGUCCCCAUCUAAAGCAUUAAGAUUUGCUCUUGAAAUCGCAAGGGGCAUGAAUUAUCUACACGAAUGCAAGCCUGAACCAAUCAUACAUUGUGAUUUAAAGCCAAAAAAUAUUUUGCUGGAUUUUGGAGGGCAGCUGAAGGUUGCAGGGUUUGGUGUUAUUAGGUUGUCGACAAUGUCACCCGAUAAAGCUAAACUAGCGCAGCCUGAGGUUAUAGAUCGUUCAAGUUUCUAUACGGCACCUGAAAUUUUCAGGGAUGAAAUUUUUGACAGAAGCGUGGAUGUGCAUUCUUAUGGUAUUAUGCUGUAUGAGAUGAUGGAGGGGGUGCCACCAUUUUCUUCUAAGUCAGCCGACGAGGCUGCUAAGUUAAUCUGCUUAGAAGAAAAGAGACCAACAUUCAAGUCAAAGUCGAAAUCAUUUCCUUCAGACCUAAGAGAGUUGAUCGAGGAAUGUUGGAAUCCAGAUUCUGGUGCAAGGCCAACAUUUUCCGAGAUCAUCAUACGAUUGGAUAAAAUUGUGAUGAACUGCUCUAAACAAGGAUGGUGGAAAGAUACUUUCAAGCUCCCUUGGAAAUGAGUCGCGCUAUUCAUUUUAUGUAACGCGAAAAAAAAAAAGAAGACAAAGUUCAGAAUGCAACUCGUGUUUGUGCACUUACUGAAAAUAAAUAACUAAUCGUGCAAUUGUGGAUAAGUGGAAAACGAGUUGUUCGACGAGUGGGAGCCCCGUGUUGUAUACUAAAUAAUCCGAAUGAUUGAAGAGUCAUUUGGAGUGUAUAGAUUGAGGAAUUGACAAAAUAAGCUGAGAAAAAUCUGCUGUUUGUGAGGGGUUUUUGGAAUGUGUGUGAAUGUAUCUUUUGUUAUGCUUGUAUGUUUAUGUUCUUAUACACCAUUAUUAAAUAUCCUUAUUUUUUUGCAUAUAUAUAGAUAUAUAUUUGUUUU